This is a messenger RNA of Cyclocybe aegerita, 2571 nucleotides long. NCBI's taxonomy places the organism in Eukaryota, Fungi, Basidiomycota, Agaricomycetes, Agaricales, Hemipholiotaceae. The record is from the annotation of a GenBank genome assembly.
AUGCUGUUCCGAGGAAAGUCUUUCAACAAACAGCUUUCGACUGAACCAACAGGCUCUGGGUUCUAUACUCGUCGGUGUGAGGGAGAGACGCGGGCCAUUCAUGUUGCAUAUGCAUCCUUAAUAAACCCCCUAUCGCUUCGCCUACAGACGCGCAAUUGGUUCGUCGAACCACCCAUCUUUGGACACUCCCCCAGCUGUCCAUGCUCCAGAGCACGCACACCGACGUACCGCGGUUGCCGUCCGUUUAUUUCCACCCAGGCGGCUCUCCGGAGUUCUCCUCCAGAAGACAUAGUACCACCCCCUCCACAAGCAAAGCAACAUGCAAAUCUGAAUGCAACUCUUACGGUUGGGUAUCCGGAGUUCGCUUCAGUGUUGACCGCACUCGCAACGGAACCCGACCCAAACGAGAUUUUACGAUCCAUUGAAGAGUCACCCUCAAUGCUUUCAGCAUUUUCUAACCACAAGAAGACGAAUGCUAUAACGGCUUUGCUCGCACAGUCAUCAACCCCCAUUCGCGCCCUCCAGCUUCUCGAACUUGCUCAUGCAACCGGGCACACCUUGCACCACGGUGCAUACGAAGCUGUUUCUUUCCACCUCGCCGCGUCCUGUCAUUGGGACAUGGUUCUUGCGACCGUGGCGACUGGAUUUCAGCACAAGGGUACGGGAACUCUUCGAUUGCUUAACUGGCGAGCGCGUGCUCUGUUCGAAACUGAGCAAUACGCCAUCCUUCAGACCAUCCUCGAAGAAUUUGAAUUUCUCAACAUCCGUCCAACGCAAAGGACAUUCCAUCUCGUUCUUUCUGGUUGUUUACGAAAUCACGAUAUGGAAGGCGCCAAACUUUGCUUGCGUCGUAUGACAGAAGCAGGCUUUCCCAUCAACGACCAGACCCAUGGUUUCAUUGGUCGGUUUUACCGACAGUUCGGUGUGGAUUUACAUGUUCGACAAAAUGCUUUGAACGCAAUAGCAAGUCUUCCUCCGGAGACCGGCCUAGUUGUCCUCAAUCAACUUGUUUCCUCGACGCUCGGCAACGAAGACAUUCCCAACACUCUCCAGCUCCUGUCGUUAUACGAUCCGUCCAGUAUCGAAGAAAUUCGUGCCCAUAUUUCGACAUUUGCGACUGCUGCAUUUGAUAAUCUUCAUUGGACGUUGUCGGAUCUUUCACAUCCUCGCGUCCCAACAUUGGGUGGCCAAGGGUUGAAAGCGGACGCGACGACUAUUGCACUAUUCAUGAAUUUCUUCAUCAAGAGGGCCAAUUACCAGGGCGCCAUCGAUCUCGGCAAUGCAGCCCUCAUGUCUGGAACGCAGGCAACACCAGGCUUAGUGACAUCCUUCGUCCACUCUUACUUUCUACUAGACCACGGAAAUACAGCAAUACGGAUGAUUGAAGGAAUGUGUGGUGAACGCGCAUCUGCUGAAUUCGCAGUCUUGAAGUCGAAAGAGGACCGCGGUUUUAAUGAUCCCAUCCCAAAAAUAUCGAACGUGCCUCUCAACGCUCGUAUCUGCAAUGCCCUCUUGAGAGGGAUGAUACAUCGUCAAGGUCUUCGCGAUGUCUCUGCCGUCUUUGCCAUCAUGCAUGCCAAUGGCCUUGUUCCAAAUGCACGUACACUGGAGAUUAUUCUGUCGUGCAUGUGCCAGACGGGUGUUCGCCCUCGCUCCAUUCUCAGGGUCAUUCGCCAACUUUCGACGGACUCAUUGCAGCUUUCGGUACGCCACAUGCACCAUAUCAUCAGCUACAUCCUUCGGGAGGAGAAACGUGUGCUAUUUGGAACGGGAUGGAAGUCAAUUGCGAAGAAGAAAUCUGGUUGCUACCACCGGCGGAAGCCUAGCGCCACGACCUCGGCGACUGACCCCUUCGACCCUACGGCGGGGAUUAUGGUCGGUACCCAUACACCCUAUCGCAGUAUCGCAGAGCGGAUUGCUGAAUCACUUGCGAGCCGGAGUGUGAGAGCCGACCCAGCUGUCAUCGGUUUACGUAUGAAACGCGACGGUGUCCUGCAUAGCGACCUCGACUCUGCCGUUUCUGUUCUGCGCACUCUGACUGCGCGAGGGAUUCAUGCAAAUGUACAUCACUUCAGCUCGCUUAUGGAAGGCCACGUCAUGUCAGGUAACCUCAACGAAGCCAAGUCGGUCAUGAAGACAGCAGAAAAGUCUGGUGUCAUACCGAAUGCUGUGAUGUAUACCAUUCUCAUCCACGGCUAUGCACGGCAACACAAUCCAAGAGCAGCAGCAGAUACUUUUCGCAAGAUGGUUAAGGCCGGCAUUCGUCCCGACGUCGCAUCCAUCGAUGCAGUCGUCAGUGCCUUUUUCGCAAUUCGCCAAUACGACAAAGCACGACGAACGCUAAUCGCGCUGUGGCCCUAUGUCGACGCCUUUCCGCCUGAUUUGCACCAUGCCGACUUGCGAACCCUAAUCACUCGUUUCCGGUCCUUGAAACCCUCUCGUGCAAAGCGACACAAGGUCCACAGGAGUGUGAUAUACCGUCAGAUGCGAGGUCUACUGGACGUUUAUCGACGGUACUUUGGCCCUUCUCAGUUCCAUCACGAGGGUAGAAGGCAACAAGAUGAUGCAUAG